AUGACUGAUGCUGCAGUGGUGUGUAAAGAGCUGGGCUGUAUGAACGCUCUACGCACUGUGAGUUUUGGAUCAGUAUCAGAAUCAGUGAUGAUGGGAUAUGCAGACUGUAGCGGAUCAGAGUCUUCACUGAAGAACUGUUUUACUGAUACAUCUUAUCAGUAUUGUACUACACCAGUUGCUGGAGUCGAAUGUUCAGGUGACAAACCUAGACUCACUGCUGGUCCUCAUGAAUGUUCUGGACGACUAGAAGUACCUAAAGACAAUAAAUGGCACACGGUGUGUGAUGCUGACUUUGACGAGCAGGAUGCAGAGGUUGUGUGUCGAGAGCUGGGCUGUGGGCUUCCUGUGGAGGUGCUGGGAGCAGGUGCUUUUGGCAGAGGGGACGGUCAGGUGUGGUCUGAGGAGUUUCAAUGUGAAGGGAAUGAAUCUCAUCUUUACUCCUGUAAAAAAAGUUCCACAAGCAAAAAUAUCUGCACCCAUGACUACGACGUGGGAAUAACAUGCACUGGUCAUACUCAGGCUCGACUGGUGAGUGGCUCUGACUCUUCUAACUGUUCUGGUAGAGUGGAGCUCCAGUACUUCAGUGAAUGGGGCUCAGUGUGUGAUGUAAGCUGGGAUAUGAGAGCUGCCAGUGUCCUCUGUGGUCAGCUGAACUGUGGGAGUGCUGUGGCUGUGUUGGGGUCAGACUGGUUUGGGGAGGGGAGUGGCCAGAUCUGGGCUGAUGUGUUUGAUUGUCAGGGGAACGAAACGCACCUGUCAAAAUGUCCCAUUUCAUCAUGGAGUCGAACUGCAUGCUCUCAUAAACAGGAUGCUGGCGUCAUCUGCAGUGGUUCCUCUCUGGCAUUUCAGGAGGGGCGAGUGAGGUUGUCUGGAGGGAUGGAGUGUGAGGGGGAGGUGGAGGUUUACUUCAUGCAGGACUGGAGGAGAGUUCUGCUGGACUCCUGGAGUGAGUCUGAGGCCUCUGUGGUCUGCAGACAGCUGGGCUGUGGCUCUGUGAUCAGCUUCUCCAGCUCCUCUAAAUCCCGUCCUGAAGACAGACACAUGUGUGUGACAGGUUUCAAUUGUUCUGGGAGUGAAGCUCAUCUGGGGAACUGCAGUAGCGCACAAGCAGUUAACUGUAGCUCCAGAGAACAGCUCUCAGUCUCCUGCUCUGGUAAGUUUAAUCCAGCUCAAAGCUCCAUCAGGCUGGUUGGUUCUGGGGGAGACUGUGCAGGAAGGCUGGAGGUUUUCCACAGUGGCUCGUGGGGGACAGUGAGUGAUGAAUUGUGGGAGAUUAAGGAUGCGCAGGUGGUGUGCAGACAGCUGCAGUGUGGAGUGGCCCUCAGUGCUCCAGUACCAGCCCGGUUUGGACCUGGAACUGGAUCCAUAUGGCUGGUGGAGUGUGAAGGGAGUGAGACGUCCCUGUUGAACUGCAGAUUUCAGCUGUCUGGAGAGGAUGAUUGUGAACACAGGAAGGAUGUAGGAGUCGUGUGUUCUGAGUUUAAAGAGCUCAGACUCACUCAGGGCUGUGAGGGGAAUCUAGAAGUGUUCUACAAUGGAACCUGGGGCAAUGUGUGUGUAAAUGGGAUGGAUGAAGAAACAGCAAGUUUGAUCUGUCAAGAGUUGAACUGUGGGAGAACUGGCAGUGAGUUCUGGGCCAAAGCAAGAGUGGAAUCAGCUCCUAACUGGCUGGAUGAUCUGAAAUGUAGGAAACAUGACUCCACUCUGUGGCACUGUCCAUCUUCACCCUGGGGAAAUUAUAAGUGCAAUGAGGUCGCUAAAAUUACCUGUUCAGCAAAGGAAAAUCAUUUUGUGCAGCGAAGUCAUCUGAAAUGCUUCUUGUCAUCUCCCCAUCAGAGACAGUGCUCAAAGCACCUGCCUCUCAAGCUGAAGGGAGGAAAUGGAAGCUGCUCUGGGAGGCUGGAGGUGUUUUAUAACACUGAGUGGGGGUCUGUCUGUGAUGAUCUGUGGGACAUCAGUGAUGCUCAGGUUGUCUGCAGGCAGCUGGGCUGUGGGCCGGCGCUGAGUGCUGAUGGGAGUGCUGUCUUUGGUGCUGGUGUAGGGCCUAUCUGGCUGAACAGAGUGAAGUGUAGAGGGAAUGAGAUUCACCUGUGGGACUGUCCUCAUUCCCUCAAGAAACACACUGAGUGCUCCCACAGGCAGGAUGCUGGAGUCACCUGUAAAGAUAUAUCAGUGCCUCCUACUACUACACCCAUAACACCAACCAUCACCUUCACCACUACAGUUGAUCAGACACUGAAGAGAACAACCACUCCUCCACAAACUCUUUCAGCAUCCAUUUAUUCGGUGUCUCUCCUAGUUUUGGGAGCAGUGCUCUUCCUGGCCUUAGUGCUUCUGGUUGUGCUGUUUUACCAGAACAGAGUGCUCAGGAGAGUGCUCUCUAGGAGGAGGCGUAAGACUCUGACUGAGGCAGUCUAUGAGGAGAUCGACCGCAGAUACAUCACUAAAAAAAAUGACUCAACUCGAAGAGGAAAUGUCCUCUCUGAAGAGCAGCAUUCAGGAUAUGAGGAUGUGGAUGAGGAGCUUCUCUCAGGAAGUGUCCUCUCUGAAGAACAGCAUUCAGGAUAUGAGGAUGUGGAUGAGGAGCUUCUCUCAGCAAAGUCUCUGAAUGGCAUAAAUGUAGAAUAUUAUGAUGAUGUCACCACCAGUGGCCUGAUAAGGGAAUCAGCAAAAGAGUACGAAGCAGAGAGCUAUGAUGAUGUCAUCACUGCUGGACAGAUCUCUGAUAGUGUAGCAGAGGACGUAGCAGAGAAUUAUGAUGAUGUCAUCACUGCUGAUCAGAGCUCAGCUGUUGUAACAGAAGACAUGUCAGAAAACAAUGAUGAUGCUGUUACCGCUGGACCAAACUCCAACAUUAUGACAGUGGACACACUAAAGAAUUAUGAUGAUGUCAUCACUGCAGGACAGGACGUAGGAGAGGUAAAAGAUUAUGAGGAUGUGGAGGAGGAGCCUCAGGCAGAGAUGAAUCAUGCAACUGAGAGCACACAGCCAGUGUCUUUCCUCAGGAAAUUACAUUCAAACCUCUUCAAACGCAAGAAAUUUUAAGAUUUUAUCAUAAAUCACCCCCCCACACAUACACAGCUAAACAUCCCCCCACACAGAGUUCACAUGUUUCUUUUUUAUACAUUUUCUAUAAGUUCUACCAACCCUAGUCAGCUAGGAACAAGUGUUAUAUUCAUAUGCAUGUUUAUGAUCUUACUUUGAUCUAUUUAUUCUCUUUUCUAUCUUCUUGAAAACAUUCUGUAUCUGAUGUGAUGAAGGUAGGAAAACCUUCAUUUUUAAGUACAGUUUAACAACAUGAUUAUUUUUGGUUGAAUGUCUGAAAUUAAAGGAAAAUUAAUUUUCAUUGUAAAUGACGUAUGACAGCUUUCUGUUUUCAGUGCUGCCAUUUAAAAUCAUGCAGCACCUCAUAACUGUCUAUAGAGCAAUUAUAAAGCACUGAUCACCUACUGAAUACUGUGCUACACUGUGAAAAUGGUAUGUUCACUGGUUUCUUUUUAAUACUGUUUUUCAUAAUUGAAUAUUUGUUUUUAAUAUUGUGAAUAUAUGAAAUGUAUUUUUAAUAUGGUCUCUAAGGACAGUGUAGGGUUCAAUUGUUAAUGCUGAUGGUCUUUCAUAA
Pygocentrus nattereri (red-bellied piranha) is the source of this 3619-nucleotide messenger RNA. RefSeq names its product scavenger receptor cysteine-rich type 1 protein M130-like. Gene Ontology annotation, cellular component: membrane. Bases 1 to 3045 code for a protein of 1014 amino acids. The transcript is spliced from 19 exons. The record is from RefSeq and is a predicted model, not a curated record. NCBI's taxonomy places the organism in Eukaryota, Metazoa, Chordata, Actinopteri, Characiformes, Serrasalmidae.